This is a messenger RNA of Leptosomus discolor (cuckoo roller), 432 nucleotides long. It is a transcript of the gene MDK, whose product is annotated as midkine. Gene Ontology annotation, molecular function: growth factor activity. The record is from RefSeq and is a predicted model, not a curated record. NCBI's taxonomy places the organism in Eukaryota, Metazoa, Chordata, Aves, Leptosomiformes, Leptosomidae.
AUGCAAGUCCGGGGCCUCCUCCUCCUCCUCCUGGCGCUGAUCCUGCUGGCUGCCACUGCCGAGGCUGGCAAGAACAAGAAAGAGAAGGUGAAGAAGGAUGGCUCUGAGUGCGAGGACUGGCGCUGGGGACCCUGUGUCCCCAACAGCAAGGACUGCGGCCUGGGCUACCGCGAGGGAGCUUGCAAAGAUGAGAGUAAGAAGCUCAAGUGCAAGAUCCCCUGCAACUGGAAGAAGAAGUUUGGAGCUGACUGCAAGUACAAAUUUGAGAGCUGGGGGGCGUGUAGUGCUCAGACAGGCGUGAAGACUCGCUCAGGCAUCCUGAAGAAAGCGCUAUACAAUGCCCAGUGUGAGGAGAUCGUCUAUGUGACCAAGCCCUGCUCUUCCAAGAUCAAGUCGAAGUCCAAAGCAAAGAAGGGCAAGGGGAAGGACUAG